CUUCUGUCUCUAUACGUUUUCUUCCAAAUCUUCUAUACUUAUUUGAAUCAAACUUUCAAAAAUAUUACUUUAAAAGUAUUUAUUAUUAUUUUUUUUUAUUAAACUAUUAAUAAAAACCAAUUAGAAAAGCACUUGUAUUAUUUACGCAAGUAAAACACGUAGCCUUAGGGCUUUAAAAAACGACUUUUUUUUCUAUUUUUUUUUUAAAUUUUGACUUCAAACUUGACAAAUCUACUCAACAGACAUCAUGACUUUCCCCGUCGUUGUAAAGAAAUCUGGUCCCAUCACAAUAUCCAAAACUGGUUCCGCAUCAAAAGCUAUGUCACCGGGAUCGCCUGCUUCGCCUAUCAAUACUUCCGCAAAAUCUACUGUUAAGGCCUCGCCGGCAGCUAAAGCCACACCCGCAACUCCGGUGAAAAAACCGUCUGCUGCUCCAAAAAGUCCAGUUGCUAAACCAGUGACCAAACCAGUUUCCGAUGCUAAACCUGAACUUGCAAAGACUACAUCUACUUCUGUAGCUAAAGAUACGACCAAAACCAAACCACCACCUUUAAAGCUUAACAUUAAAGCAGCCGAAGCCAAAGCGAUGCCAUCAUCUCCGGCAACUCCGAAGACUGUACCAAAAACUCCAACCACUCCUACUGUAAAGACUUUGACGGCAUCAAAAUCUCCUGCUGUUGUGAAAUCCGCAACAGCUAUUAAAACUACUUCGACAACGAGCAUUUCUAAAUCUCCUUCUGUGUUAUCAUUAACUGCUAAAUCACCGUCAACCAUUUCUAAAACAUCGUCUGCGUCUUCGCCAACUAUUAAAUCUUCAACAUCGACUAUUACUAAACCUACGACACCAGCGGCGAAAUCUCCAUCGGCAACGACAGUUUCUAAAGCUACGACUGCGACUUCGACAACAGUGAAAGCUCCAGGCACCGUUGGAGUUAAGCCAACAACAACGCCUGCUGCUAAAUCCCCUACAGCGGUUACUAAACCAUCUACGCCGACUUCCAAAACUACAUCGCCCGCUCAAAAACCACUCGCCUCUAAGACUCCUGGUACGCCAACAAAACCCGAUGCACCUAAAAAGCUAGCGGUUUCGUCCGUCAAAAGCGUAACUGGAGUUAAAUCACCGUCAUCGCCAGCUGCUAAAACUUCGCCGCUAUCAAGAAGUUCAUCUAUAGCUUCUAGUAUAAAGUCGGUCACUGUUAGGUCAGCCGCUUCUCCUUCAAAACCAUUGGCUAGUACUGUAAGGUCACCAGCGAAAACGGUGACUUCCAGUAAAACAGCCGUUACUACCAAACCCUUGACACCAACAACUUUAAUGAAAAAAGAACCCAGUACUUUGUCAUUGGCAUCUGUCAAAUCGACAGCUACGGUUAAAUCGACAACUUCUAUUUCAUCGAAAACAUCAGCGGUAAGUGUUAAAUCUACAAUAUCUAAGACUGUGGUGCCUAAAUCGCCAGUCACAAAGGCGGUAACCAAAACUGCCGUACCACCAAAAUCACCAGCGGUGAAAGCAUCUCCUACAGCAGCUGUGUCUAAAACAACAGUGGCACCUAAAUCACCAGCAGUGAAGGCGGCGCCCACAUCAACAGUAUCUAAGACUGCAGUGGCACCUAAAUCACCAGCAGUGAAGGCGGCGCCCACAUCAACAGUAUCUAAGACUGCAGUGGCACCUAAAUCACCAGCAGUGAAGGCGGCGCCCACAUCAACAGUAUCUAAGACUGCAGUGGCACCUAAAUCGCCAGUAGUAAAGGCGGCACCCACAUCAGCAGUAUCUAAGACUGCAGUGGCACCCAAAUCACCAGCAGUGAAGACGGCUCCUACAGUAGCUGUGUCUAAAACAACAGUGACACCCAAAUCGCCAGCAGUGAAGACGGCUCCUGCAUCAGCAGUGUCUAAGACAGCAGUGGCACCCAAAUCACCCGCGGUAAAAACUCCUUCUUCUCCUGUUGUUAAGAAAACUACUCCGGCUAAACCAUUAUCAAGCUUGGGUCUAUCCAAAACGAAAUCUCUGUCAUCUUCUAGACUUAGUUCCGUGUCAACGGAGAGUUUGGCGUCUAGGACAUCGUUGAAAUCACCGAUGAGUCCGAGACCUACUACCGGAGUUAAAAGUGCAGCCAAACCGAUUAAGAAAGUGGAAGAGCCAAAAGUCAAAGGUAUACGUGGAGGCCAACCCGUUAAGAAAACCAUAGAAAUUCCUGGAAUCACCGAACUACCGACAAUACCCCUUGCGGACACUAAGCAAGAAGUCCAAGACAGUUUGGAUGUUGAAAGUUCUAUUGCUCUUAACGAUGAAGUUGCACCAGAGUAUAAAUCAAACGAAGAAAUCGAAUCUACCAUCGCGGAAACGCUUAAUCAAGAUCAAAAACAACCCGAAGAAACGGCCGAGGCUCUAGCGUGCAAUGGCGAAGACGAUCAAGUACAAGAAGUGUCUGAGAACAAUUUGGAAACGAUAGUAGAAGAUUUUGUGGAAUCUGCAGUAACGGCUGAAGUACCAACUCCGGAGUCUUCGGUUCGAAGCUGCUGCAGUCCUAUCGACUUCGAAGUCGUGCAAAUCGAAGAUUGUCAACCGUGUUUGAAUGGCGUCACUCAGUCGGAUGACAACUUCAGUAUCGAAUUUGUCGAAACCCAUUUCGACACAAAUGAACAAGCGGCGGAGGCUGAACAGCAAGCCGUUCCCGAAUCGUGCGUUAUUGACAUGGACGACCAGUUCGAGCCCAUGAACGACAAACUGGUGCUCGGGGACGUACCGUACGAGACAGACUCGAAUAAAAGUGACGUGUCUGAUCACGAACAAGCUGUCCAAGUCGAAACGACAACGGCCGACGUUGGCGAAGAGACGGCACCAGUAGACGACAAUGUGUUCUCUUUUACCGCGGAAAGCGUAGAAGAAAACGACAGAAUCGAGGAUUUCGUCGAGCAGUUCGUGUGCCAACAGUCCAUGGACCGAUCGGAAGGUCCGUCUUCGCUGAGCACCGACGACGGUAGUCUGGUCAGCAGGAAAUCGUACUCGGAAGUGGUCAUGGGAUCUCCCAAAGACGGCGAGUACUAUUUUGAUUACGACAUCGAGCUGGCCGACGACUGCCUGGACGACGACGAGGAGGAGAAGCCCGUUUUCGUGGAGGUAACCGAGAAGGAAUUCCCGGAGUUGAAGCCAAAAGAUUUGUCCGGCAAAAGGAAGAGGAUGAGAAAACAGAAGAAGAGAAACUACAGCUGCCGAACUGAAUCUCAAUCGGACUCAUAUAACUGUGUUCCUGAAAUUGAAUAUAACCCAGAAGACUUUGAUGGGAAUGAGUUCUGCCAUUAUAUCAAGAUGAUGAAGGACUGCUCGUUCUAUCCCAAUGGGACGUUCUCGUCAGACUCUGUAAAACUGUCAACUUCAGAGUCGCUCUCCUGGCUGGACAUUUCUGUUCGAACUACAGAUGAUGAUUUGAGGCCAUCAACAGAGUUAUUAAGCACUUACGAAGUAUUCCAAGCGAGUAAUCUGAGCAAAGAUUUCCUAACAUCCAUCAUCGGCUCAACGACGACGACUCCAACAACCCAUGAACCAACUUGGUUUUGGAAAUCCAUUGAAGGCAGGCAUCAGACGCAUAACAAAGCAAACAUAACGCUUAGUUUGCAACCAAGACCCAAACAUUUAACCACCCCACGUUUCAUGACCCUCUUGGCACUGAUCAGCGAAGCUAAGGGCUACCAAAUCGAACCGUCAUUAUCCGAACACUUUGUCACCACAGACUGUAUGCCAAGAUUCAACGAUAAGAUUAAACGACUCAUGGUCCAAGGAUUUUGGUUAGUUGGUCGUUUAAUAAAUGAAAGCUUGUCCGAAGAUGAGGAAGUAAGCUGUGGUAAUCCGUUUGAAUUUUGCGAUGGUGAUAUCGGUUACUGGUGGGCGGGUAUCAACAUGCUAGAUUGGCAAGAGUAUAUGAAGAAAUGUGGCAAAAGUCUAGCAACACACAAUUGCUAUCAAUUCAUGUUGGACGAAAACAUGGAAGGAUUUAGGCACAUUAAUAACGAAGCAGUAUCAAGUAUGAACGCUGCACCAGAAGAUUUUAUGAGCGAACUGGAUGUAGAAAAUUUCAUACACACCGUGCGCAACGUUAAAUAUUAUUGUGGCAAUUGUUUUGUGGACAGCCAAGAAAACCUGGAAGCAUUGAAUGAGAGUUGCGACAGCGAUAGUCUUGUCGAAUGGGAUAACAGUACAAAUAACAUGUCUAACGAAUCUGAAUGAAUAUGCUGUAAUUUUGUAACUACUAUGUAAUAUAAUAAUAGCAUUAAAUUAAAAAUUGUAAUAUUUAAUUAAUUAGUAUAAUGACAGAAAGUUAAAUUUUUAUGUUUAACAUAUCUAUAAAGUUGACGUAUAUUACGUAUUUUAUUUAAGUUUUUGAGUCGAAAGUAUAGACUAAGAAUAUGAUUAUUGUGUAGCUAUGAUAAAAACUAUUAAUAUACCAUAUACUAUAAUUAAUUACUAUUAAUAUAAUACUUUGCAUGUUUAACGUUCACCCAAACGUAAAUGGGAUUGUUGUGAUAUUUUGGCUGUAUUUUUAGUUCACUAAAAAAUAUAAUAACAGUGACAAUGUAUAAAAUAAAAUAUUUAUUAUGUUUAAUUUAAAA
This is a messenger RNA of Adelges cooleyi (spruce gall adelgid), 4605 nucleotides long. RefSeq lists its product as uncharacterized. The coding region runs from base 248 to 4222 and encodes 1324 amino acids. The transcript is spliced from 3 exons. NCBI's taxonomy places the organism in Eukaryota, Metazoa, Arthropoda, Insecta, Hemiptera, Adelgidae. The record is from RefSeq and is a predicted model, not a curated record.